AUGGUUAUUAUAGGAAAAGUGACAAGAAAUGAACUUAAUAAUGUUGUAAAACAUUGUUAUGGAUAUUUUCUUCUUGUUGAUACGGCGAAGUUUAAUGGUGUAGAGACGGUAUCUCUUUAUGGUAGAUUUUUGACAGAUCAUUUUGAAGUGAAAACACUUAAAAUUAAAAUUGGUGAGUUUUGGGGGAGAAGUACUGCUAAGAAUUUGACCAAAUGGAUAACCAUUGUUCUCAAAGACCACAAUAUCCCACUUGACUUGUUUAGAGGGCUUUGUUGUGAUGGACUUGAUACGGGUAUAUCAAUGGGAAACGGUAUUGCGGGUAUCAUGUACCGUAUGCUCACUGAUGACUUACGUCCAUUAUUUAAGAUCAAUUACUGUCUACUACACAGAUUGUCUAUUGCAAACGAAAGAACUUUUGACUUUGGAGAUCUUAAAAUGAUAAAACAGUUCUUAAUGAAAAUAUCAACAGAACCAGUACGUAGAGGGUGGAAGAAUUAUUUAAAGGAUAACGGAGUCUACGAAGUUUUAAGAAAAAUACCACAGUACUCAAAUACACGUUUUUUGUUUAAUGCCUUGAUUUCAAAUACACUUUUUGAGUGUUUUCCAGUCUUCUCUGCUUAUUGUGCUCAAAGACCGCUUGGUUUUAUUCCAGAACCAAAAACAGAAGAUAUUAGAACUCAUCUAACACUAAAAGAUCCAUCUUUAACAAAUGUUGUGUUUGUUGCAUCACUUUCGUUUGUAGACUUUAUUGAAACUUCAAUGAAACACUUGUCUGAUUGGAUGCAAAAUAGUGAUUUGUGUUUUGCUGUCGUGUAUAAAAGAAUACUUGAGUUUAUCAAAUACGUUUUCUUGGUGAAGUCAGAAGUAGAAAGGGGGUGA
Messenger RNA from Entamoeba invadens IP1, 879 nucleotides. RefSeq lists its product as hypothetical. The record is from RefSeq and is a predicted model, not a curated record. Lineage: Eukaryota; Evosea; Mastigamoebida; Endamoebidae. Bases 1 to 879 code for a protein of 292 amino acids. The transcript has a single exon.